AUGGACGAUCCCGGGCUGCAAGCUCCUCAGGCGCCCGGUAUUCUCCAGCCUCCCAAGCCAAGGACUGAACAGCUCUAUGGAGCUUUGUCGACCGAAGCGCCUCGUCGACUAGUGAGUGACCUCGAAUGGACCCGUGGUCAUUCAUACACGCGGCAGAAAAGGACUCCUGUUGCAUAUGCUGACCCUUUGGGCACUUCAGCAUUCACAACUGCUGCGCCUUUGCCGCGAAGAAGGCAUAUACUUUGUCGAGAGUUUUGUUGGCGACUUACGAGAGUUCCAUGAUUCAAACUUACAGAUGAUCACCACAAUUGAGGUGAGCGAUGCGGUUGUGAUUUCAUCGUCAACUGUAUGCCGAGAGCUGAAUCUCGUCGUAUCUUCCCACCUCCAGAUGUCGCGCACCACCGUGAAUGCUGUCGGCCCUAUGAGCACCAGCCUAAGGCCCAUUCGCGCCAAAUACAAUAAAAUUAUCAACAUCAUCAAUGCUCGACAAAGGGCAGCAAGAGGAUGGAGAGCUCUUUCGAGGCGCGAAAGCUUGGACAAGGUUGGCGAAGCUGCCUUCUGGGCUGCUUUAGGUAGUGCAGCAAACAUCACCUACAGAUCCUUGAUGGAAGAGGGAAGACUGCCAAAUGCAGACAGGGUGGUCAGGGAGGUGUGCCACGAUGCAUUCAAACCAGCUGCGCGAGAGCUGGGAAACAAUUGA
Messenger RNA from Ceraceosorus bombacis, 700 nucleotides. NCBI's taxonomy places the organism in Eukaryota, Fungi, Basidiomycota, Exobasidiomycetes, Ceraceosorales, Ceraceosoraceae. The record is from the annotation of a GenBank genome assembly.